This is a messenger RNA of Cydia splendana, 9499 nucleotides long. RefSeq names its product protein Gawky (gene gw). The record is from RefSeq and is a predicted model, not a curated record. The transcript has 15 exons. Lineage: Eukaryota; Metazoa; Arthropoda; Insecta; Lepidoptera; Tortricidae. Gene Ontology annotation, cellular component: nucleoplasm; P-body. Gene Ontology annotation, molecular function: nucleic acid binding; protein binding. Gene Ontology annotation, biological process: miRNA-mediated gene silencing by inhibition of translation; positive regulation of nuclear-transcribed mRNA poly(A) tail shortening. Bases 630 to 4505 code for a protein of 1291 amino acids.
ACCUUUUAGUAUAGAUAGGUAUGUAGAGAAUAGGUACAACUGUAUCAUGUACCUAUAUGCUUAGGAAUCUAUAGCUAUAUAGCAAAUUGCUAUUACCCGACCAUGAUAAAACGUCCUAACGUUCUAUGUAUUACAAUGCCUUCAACAGACUUCUUAAAUUUAUCGCGUGUCCCGCUCAUCGUGCGAACCCCAAUCGACGACGAAAUCAUUCCAUCCAGCCGUCGAAGCUGUUUUCUCGGGGGGUUUGAAACAGUGUUUUUGUGUAAAUCUCUAGUGCCAACAAGUACACAAAACGAAGAUAAUCUGAACGUCGAGCUGACUGCGAAGCUGCUCUAAAGGAUCUGCCGAGCCCGCAUUAUCUGUGAUAUACAGCUCAGCCUCUCGUCCGUCCUAUAAGGGCUGGGCCACUCGGGGCUAGAGGCGAGUCCGCAGCAGCUUCAAGCGGUGAUCUCACCUGCCCUCUGCCACAGAGGCACUAAACACUGCUACCUGCUUUAUUGACUGCAUCACUACGAACCAUUGUUACUUAGUCUAUAAUUGAAACAAUAUGCAAUCUGUGAAAAUAAGUAUAAUUCUAGGUGGAUAUUGUAGAAAAUUAUUCUAUUAAGGGUAUUUAUGAUAAUUGUCUGAUGUCUAAUGUUUCUGUAAUAUUAUGUGUUCCACAUCUAAUUAAGGAUAAUUGUUACUCCAAUAUUUAUACUGUUACCGAACCAAUGCAAUGUAAAAUCUCCACCUCAAUGCUGGUGGUGAACACAAAUAAAUUUGGUGCUUUGAAGCGAGUCGAAGAGAAGAAUGAGAGUCAGCGAGUUAGUGUAAAAAUGGUAGAUAAUAAUAUUUAUAAUGUAGAGUUUGUUGAUAGUAUCCAACAAAACCAAAUGAUUGGCGAUACGCCUAACUACUGCAUUCCUUUAACGAUUAACGCCAUAACAGUCCAGGGUAUCUCAUACAGUGACCCGUAUUUCAGUAGCUUUAACUUAAAAUAUAAGAUGGCGUUUGGAGCGCCCAAGUAUAUGAACAAGUCUGAUUACGCUUUUAAAUCUUCAGUUUGUAUUAUACGAGAUGAGCCUUGCAUGGAUAACACGCAACUACUAAACGAAAAGUCUGCUCAUAUGAUAUGCAAAACGAAAACUCGAAUGAUAAAUAAUGACGAGAAGUCGAUAAGGAUAAACCAUGACAAUAAUGUAUCGGAGGUCGAUGUAACAUCAAACUCUCAGUCCGCCUUGAAGACUUUUGCUAACGGUGAUCUCACAUUGGACGCGAUGUUGGAGUUGAUGAGGAACGAGGAUGUUACCAAAGCCAAGAUGGGCGAGACGGACAGCUGGGGCGUGCCACGGAGGAUGCGCCUCUGCGGCGGCGGCGAGAGCUCGCUCAACGCCGCCUCCGGCUGGGGCAGCCCGCCCGCUUCCAAUAAUAACGGCAACUGGGGUGGCAACUCCAGCAGCAGCCAAGCGAACAAUGCCACGAACAACCAGCAAUGGAACGCCGCGCAGCGCCCACCCACCUCUCAAGCCGACAUGAAUAGCAACAAGGGUAACGCUCAGUUGCCACCGACCAGCGCUGCCUCCCAGAGUUGGCAGAGCAGUCCCCCCAACAUGCCAAAUGCACAGCCAAACAAUAAUGGUGCGCCUCCAAGCAAUGGCACAAACCCCAACAACGGCGGCAACUCUCCUAACUCGGCCGCCCCCAACAUGCCACCCGCCGCCAACGGUAACGGGACAUCGAAUACCACGUCUUCCGCUAAGAUAGAACAACUCAACUCCAUGAGGGAGGCGCUGUUCAGCCAGGACGGCUGGGGCGGUCAACACGUAAACCAAGAUACGAAUUGGGACGUGCCCGGAUCACCAGAGCCCGGUUCGAAAGUGGAACCUACCGCCGGCGGCCCGCCCGCUUGGAAACCGAACGUAAAUAAUGGCGCCUUCCUCGGUACAGACCUCUGGGAGGCCAACCUGAGGAACGGCGGCCAACCACCGCCGCAGCCCGCCGCUAAGACACCGUGGGGACACACUCCCACGACCAACAUCGGGGGCACCUGGGGCGAGGACGACGACGCCGCCGAGUCCGCCAACGUGUGGACCGGCCCGCCGCCGCCGCAGCAGUGGCCCGCCGGCCCGCCGCAACACGCGCAGCAGUGGGCCGUGCCCAAGAAGGACGACUGGAACGCGUGGGGCGAGCCGCACCGACCCGCCGACCCGCGCCUCGAGCACCGCGCACCCGACCCGCGCCAGCCGCCCGCCGACCCGCGCCAGCACGACCUGCGCGGCGGCAUCUCCGGCCGCCUCAACGGCGAGAUGUGGAGCCAGCACCACCAACACGGGCCCGCCAACAAGGUCAUGCCCUCCGGCGUCAACCAGUGGGGCGCGCAGGGGCCCAAGGACUCGAUGAAGGGCGCCGGCUGGGAGGAGCCGUCCCCGCCGGCCGCGCGCCGCGCGCCCACCGGCUUCGACGACGGCACGUCGCUGUGGGCGCAGCGCGGCGGCAUGGGCAUGGCCGGCCGCGGCGCGCCCGCGGGCCCGCAGCCGCCGCAGCGCAUCCCGCCCACCCCCACCAAGCCCGACGGCGUGUGGGGCGCGCACGGCCAGCGCAACGGCGGCUGGGAGGACCCGCACACGCCCGCCUGGCCCGACCGCGACGUGCCCGCCUGGCCGGACGCGUCCAACCCGGGCCUGUGGCCCGUUCCGAAGCCGAAGCCGAAUCCGGCCGGCGGCUGGCCCGAGGACAUCGGCGAGUGGCCCGGCCCGAAGCCGCCGCAGGGCGGCGGGCCGCUCGGCAAGCAGAUCCCGAAGGAGAUGCUGUGGAACAGCAAGCAGUUCCGAUUCCUGGUCGAGAUGGGUUACAAGAAGGAGGACGCGGAGGCGGCGCUGCGCCGAAGCGACAUGAACGCCGAGGAAGCGUUGGAGAUGCUGGCGGCGCCGCGGGACGGAUGGCGCCGCGACGAGCACUUCGGCGGCCACCACGGCGGGCCCUUCCAGCCGCCGCCGGCCGUGCCGCCCGUCAGCGCGGCCGUCGUGCAGAAGCUGCUCAACCAGCCGCCGCCCCAGGCUCUACAUCAUCAUCAGUCCUACAAUCCUAAUAGUGGAACUGGCAACAGCGGACAGCCGAGCACGGCGCAGCUGCGCAUGCUGGUGCAGCAGAUCCAGAUGGCGGUGUCGGCUGGCUACCUCAACCACCAGAUCCUCAACCAGCCGCUCGCGCCGCAGACCCUCGUGCUACUCAACCAGCUGCUGCAGCAGAUCAAAGUAUUGCAGCAAUUGGUGCAGCAGCACACGCUAGCCAUUUCGAAGGCUAACUCAUCGCUCGCACUGCAGUACUCGGUGCAGAUCACUAAGGCUAAACAGCAGAUCACUGCUUUGCAAAACCAGAUAGCGACGCAGCAGGCGUUGUACAUGAAGCAGCAGGCGGGCGGCGACCUGUUCAAGCAGGGCCCGGACCCCAUGUCGCAGCUGCAGAACAACUUCGGCAACAUGGACAUCGCCAAGGACUCGCAGGCCGCGUACGGCGCUGGCCAGCAGUCGCGCCUGAACCAGUGGAAGCUGCCGUCGCUGGACAAGGACGGCGAGGGCACGGACUUCCCGCGCGCGCCCGGCGCCGCCAAGUCCACCACCAGCCCGCAGCUCAACCAGCUCGGCCUGCAGCCCGACCCCACAUGGACGGUGGGGCGCGGCGAGGGCUGGGGCGAGGCGGACGUGGCGGACGGCAAGGACGCGUGGCCGCAGCACCCGCAGCACCAGCCCGUGUUCGACAUGGUGCCCGAGUUCGAGCCCGGCAAGCCCUGGAAGGGCAACCAGAUCAAAAACGUAGAGGACGACCCGUCGAUGACGCCCGGGUCCGUGGUGCGGUCGCCGCUGUCGCUGACGGCCAUCAAGGACUCGGACAUGCUGGGCGGCAAGACGUCGCCGCCGGGUGGCGGCGGCGGCGGCGGCGGCGAGCGCUCGCUGUCGUCGUCCACGUGGAGCUACGCGCCGCCCGCCGCCGGCAAGGACGCGUGGGCCAAGCCGCGCGCCGCGCCGCCGCCCGGCCUCAACAAGGCCUGGCCGCAGCACCACGUGCAGCCCCAGCAGCAGCCGCCGCGCAACAACCUCCCCUCCUGGCAGGCCUCCACGUGGCUGCUGCUCAAGAAUCUUACCGCGCAGAUCGACGGAUCGACGCUGAAGACUCUGUGCGUGCAGCACGGGCCGCUGCAGAACUUCCACCUUUACUUGAACCAGGGACUCGCGCUCGCGCGCUACUCUACUCGCGAAGAGGCAGCUAAAGCUCAGAUGGCGCUGAACAAUUGCGUGCUGAGCAACACGACGAUCUUCGCGGAGUCGCCGGCCGAGUCGGAGGUGCAGAUGAUCCUGCAGCACCUGGGCUCGGGCGGCGGCGGCGCGUGGCGGGGUGGCGGCGGCGGCGGCAAGGACUGGGCCGGCUUCCCCGGCCUGUGGCCCGACCAGCACGAGCAGCGCGCCACGCCCUCCUCGCUCAACUCCUUCCUGCCGCCCGACCUGCUGGGCGGCGAGUCCAUCUAGGCCCUCGUCUAGUUGUUGUAAUUACGCUUCUCGUCCCCCUCCCCGGGACGGACUAAUCGCCUAGUCACAUCGCGCGGGCCGCGUCGCGCCGCGGUCCACGUCGCGCCGCGACGCGCCCGCGGUAGCCAACUGUCCACAAUACUAUUAUCUACUGUGUUGUAAGUGUUCAUGUAGAUUAUUUAGUGUACAUAAGAAUUAUACAUAUACAACGGCAGACAUAUAAUGUAUCGACGGUUAUACCUGUAUGAAGUAUAUAUAGGAUAGGGUCGCGGGGGCUCGGUCCCCUUACCAAAUAGAGCUAGGCAUGGAGUAGAGUAGUUGCGUCGCGGGCUACCUCAGUCACUCGUCCCGUGGCCUUAUUUUAGUGUGUAUUUAUUUUGUUGCGCUCGAGGGCUGUUGCUGUUUCGCCCGUCGAGAUGUUUCGUUCCGAGUUUCUUUCGUGUUUUUACUUCUCGUUUUACAUACUGAUCGUAUUUUAAUUAUUUAUUCGGUUUCGAAUUCUCACUCGCGAUGAGCCUUUGUUUUCCAUUAGUGAUAUUUUUAUUCAGCAAUAAAUGAGUAAGUGCAUUUCGCAGACUAACAAAUGUUUUAUAAUUAGUUCGUAAUUUUUAUAAAGAUAACAAAAUUUGAAAAUUAUGAGAUUCGAAGUGCAUUCUUGUAGUGGUAAAUUCCUUUUAAGCCGUAUAGUCUGAGACGGAAAUGAUAGACACGUACGCGAGAGCGAGCGACGCCGACGCUGGCCGCUGGCCGCCUGGCGGGCCCGGCCGGCUGGGCCCCGUACUUACCGUGCUUACCGUGCUGACGGAUGACGGAUGACGGCCGGGCGGCGCGCUCCCUGCAAUCCAGUAAUCCUGUGAUGUAAAGUAUCUUGCCUAAUGUAAGGAUAAUCUAUUUUGUUGGAGAGUAUCAGAGUAGAGCCGCCGGCGGCGGUCGGCCUCCGCCGAUGCUACUGUUUCCCCAAAUUUUUUCCAGUAUUUGUGAUUCAAGUGCCACUUUAUGUUUAAUAUAUGAAACGAUUAUCUAGAUUAUACGAUUAAUGUAAGGGUAACCUAAUAUAUUAAAUUGAAAAUUGUUUUAUCAUUUUAUAUUACAUACAUUUGUGAGAAGAGUUAUAAAGUACUAUAAUUGACAGUAAUUUAAAAUAUUACACUUUUGUGUACCUAUAGGUAAGAAUAAAGUUCUAACUUAAAUUUAGCCAUAUCAAUAUCUAUUUAAUAAAAGAUUUGUGGUAUUUUCUAUAGGCUCAAUUUGAACGUUAUUCAAAGUGACAUAUGCUUUAGAUAUUCUGUUAAUAAUAUAUUGUAGCAGUAGGCGUCUCGGUAUUACAUCAUUGUAGGUAUAAGAUUACACUUAAGUCCUAUCGUAGGUUUCGGUAAGCAUACUAUUGAUAUUUUACGGCAACGAUCGCACGUGUAAAUGUUCGUUAUCAUAAAGUUUAUUUACAUUUUUAUUUACUUUUAAUUUAUUGAUGGUGUGCCACAGAGAUACUCUGCCAAAAUAUAUCAUUACCAAUACGUUACGGGACAGCCAAGUCGCGAGGCGGAUGCCCCGACCGCCCGAGGCGGACCCACCACGCUUUACGAUCCCGACCUACGAUCACAAAAGCGAAUGACUAUAAUGUUAUAAAUAAUGUACAUUAUCUAUUCUAUUUCGAGCAUCUUCCAGUGAUCUUACGAUUAAACAUUAACGAUUGUAGUGCUAAGUUAGGUGUAAGUAAAGCUGUACCUUGUCGAGCCGCACGCUCGAGAACUCUUUCACAAAUUAAUGAAGUAAGUUAUGAGGCGCUUGGACCUGUAGUAGUUUAGUGUUAAAUGUGUUGAUGUGUGAUGUGUUCAUAUUGGAAACGAUCAGCAUUUCUCAUUAAAUAGACUACCUAUACUUACCCUACGCGGCGGAGGGCGCGCGAGAGCCCCGCCGCGAGCUCGGUGUGUCGCGGAGUUCUAUUUUUUACUGACAGUACAAGUAAAGUAACACCAAUAUAAUUUAACAUUUUUUUAAGUAUAGCUUUCGUUUUAAGCCCCUUCGGGCGACGAUCGCGAAAUUAUUUUUUUUUGCUAUCGACCUACAAAUUGAAUGUCGGCUCGGAGGGGCCGAUACUAUGACAAUGUCAUGACGUUUAAUGUUAGGUGCCAAAGAGUGAGUAUCAAAGAUAAGUAAGAGGUGUCUGGGACGAUUGGUUUGCAUCUCUUUGUUUAGUGACAAUCUUCCAAAUCGUUUUGAAAUUAUUUUUGCGGUACGGGUAAUCGAUCUGAUGUUCCUAUCUCGGCGCGUCCGCGCAACCGACAGAUUAGCGUCAAUUCUAUUGUCGUAAAGCUCAAUUUAAGUGAUCAACGUGUUCUUUUUAACAGUUUAUUGAAGUAUUAACUAAAUUUAAAUAAUUAUUUUUUAACAGAAAUUUUCUGUCCACGUCUACACCAAUUCGAAAUGCCUCAAUCGCAAUAGUUUUCUGGUGCAAAUGUGAAUUUUUAUAAUACAGCAAUAAAUGUCAUAAUUAUAAUUUUUAUAAAGCGUUUUCCAUUUUAAAGUUAGAUAAAGCCAAUAACGGAAAGUAUAACGUUCCAGUGCCCUGUAGAAUACGUUGUCCAUAGACUUAGACGAAAGAAGUCAUGCCUUGAAAAUGUUUAGUCAGUUAAAAAGUUAUCAGUACUUAAUAAUGGGUAUAAUAUUGUAAUGAAACAUUGUAAGUGUAGGGGCGUCGGUAUAGUGGUGUUAGGUGUCGGUAUAGGCCGCGAGCACGGCACGCCGGGCGGCAAGGCCGCCGAGGCAGCCUCGCCCGGCCGCACGCGGCACUCGCCCUGCUGUCACUGAGAAACUCAAUUCAUAGGAGUGGCGGGACGCAUAACAUGCACUAUGUGAGCCGGUCGUGGUCGCCAGACCCGCAAACCGGCUGCGCCAACAUGGCGUCCCCCGCUUGUGUUACACAUCCUCCCCGCGUUAUACAGACGCCAGAAGCGUCGCUUCAGCGCGGUUUGCCUAUGAUGUGCCAGUGGCAACAGGGUCGCGAGUGGCCCGCGACCCCCUGAGUGGAGUGCCGGCGGCAGCUAGGUUGUGAGACGCGGCCCGCGGCGCGCCGCGUCACUUGAAUCUCCUCUCGGUUCAAUGACUGCAUCAUUAUUUCCUGCACACGAUUGCGUCACGUGCAAUUUUAGUAUAUGUUAUUAUUAUGUUGUUGUAUAUUUAUACUUAAACCUAUACUGUAAUAUGUGUAUAUUGUGAAAUUAUAUUCUUAAAAGAUUUAAUACGCUUCACGCUUUCACUUUUAAAAACAUUUUUCGUGACUCGUUUCUGUUAUUUAGAAUAAAUUUACGUACCUAAAAGUAAUUAUAAUAAUUAUUAUAGGUAGGAGAUGUAAGAAAAAAAAAACAAAAAAACAAAAAAAAUAUAAAAAAAGAAGCAAUUAAAAGAAACCAAUGAUUGUGCCUCAAUGAACUGUGGUACGUUACCGUAACCGAUGGCAGGUGUAAACGUUUCCUUGGAGAGAAAUAUAAUGAAUUGCGCGAAAUCGGCGCGGGAGCCGAGCGGCCAGGGCGCGCCAGGCCCGGCUCGGCCCGACCACGGCCCGACUCGGUCCGGCACGGCUCGGCUCGGCCGCGCUGCAGUCGAUACUCGGCCACGGCCGCGGGGCCCGUGCCCUCGCCUUGUGUAAUCAUUAAUGAGCUUAGCUAUGUUUUACUUUUAUCGUAAGUGUUAUGUCAUCAAUCAACAUCUAAUAGUUAUAUAUAUAUUUUAUAUAAAACCUAUGUGUAAAUAUUUUUAUCUAUUUAUUUAUUGUUUUUCAUGAAGUUUACCCGAAUUAAUAAGUUUUUUAAAUUUUUUCGAGUCUGUUUCUUUUUAAUUUUAGUCUAGCGUCUGUCUCUCGUGUGGAAUGUGAAUCCAAAAUUUGCGUCUAUUCCAUAACACUAUGCCAAAGUCUAUGUGUAAUUGCCAUUUGAAACAUAACGACCACUGACUUUCUUAGAUAGUCCCGCGUAGAUCUCUAUCAUCACAAUAUACUGUAUGAUCGUACAAAACGGAGCCCGCCCGCGGGCGUCUCCAAGCUGCUCUGGUAUUAUUUUAGCUCAAGUAUUCAAUAGUAGUUUGCUCAUAAUAUUGUUGUUAAUUUUUAUGUUUAUCUCUUAAUUAGUGCUUUUAAAAUUCUUGUAAUAUUUUGUAAUCUCCGAUAUUAGGUCUUAAUUAUAAGGAACCGUUAUCGAGAGUUGUGUUUGGCGAAUCACACAUGCCGCCUGAUUGCGUGUCAUACCGCUGUCACCUAUUGCCGAGCGCCGCGCUGCUUGCCAGAUGCAUAAGUUUACCGUUUAUCAUGGUUUCCAAUUAGACAACCCUUUGUCUCUAGAUAAUAUAUACAUAUUUACAUUUUGCAAAGUCAACGUUGCCUUAAUUAUUCGGCCAAUCCUCAUGAAUUUACAAUCUCAUUUUUACACUUACCUGUAGAUUAUAUAAAUUGUAUUAUGGUGCGGCAAGCGGCAGAGCGUGAAAUCGGUGUUUUGACGAAUUUUUAACUGUAAUUCAGUAAAUAUGUGUAACACGCUCCUCGAAGGGACCAAAUAUGUGUGCGGUCGCUCAUUCUACAAAAAAUCCUGCCUGAGCAUUCAUUUGGUGACCUCUAAAAGACAAAACCAUUUUUUCCAUAAUAAUAAAUACGUUUUCCCGAGCGCAUAAAUUCUCUUGUUAAUGAAUACUUACUGUAACGUAACUUUAUUAUAGUGAUAGUGUACAAUAUUCAGAAGGGCCUUUUUAAUUUGAUAAGGUUAAAGUUUUGCUUGUUGUCUUUAUUUAUUUAUAUAUAGAUAUUUUUGUACGUUAGGGCGUUCGUCGUCGGGUCGUCCCGAUCCCGAUCAAUAGAAGCACAUUAGUGAUAUCUACUUGUAAAACUAGUCUUCCUUGUUUGACGUUACGGCACGUGGAGGCGAGGCGCGCGAGAGGCAAUCAUUCCUCUAGUCUUGUUAUGUGGUGCGAUUACAUAAGAGAUAGAUACCAAAUAUAAAAUAACGAAG